Messenger RNA from Sceloporus undulatus (fence lizard), 13203 nucleotides. Its product is annotated as zinc finger protein 318-like. The record is from RefSeq and is a predicted model, not a curated record. Gene Ontology annotation, biological process: positive regulation of DNA-templated transcription; negative regulation of DNA-templated transcription. Gene Ontology annotation, molecular function: nucleic acid binding; zinc ion binding. Lineage: Eukaryota; Metazoa; Chordata; Lepidosauria; Squamata; Phrynosomatidae. Gene Ontology annotation, cellular component: nucleoplasm.
AGGCAAGCCGCGCGGCGUCGUCGGCGCAUGCGCGUAGAGAGGUGACGGCGGAUAAUACGACGGCGGAGAGUGGGCGUGGCUUUUCGCUCGUUGAGCCGCUGCUGCUCUGAAGGGAAGCAGGCAGCAGAAGCGAUGAGGGAGUGAAGGCGGGCGGACGCGAAGGCAGGCGCUCCGCCUCGUCUUCCCCCUCUCCAUCCCGGCCAUGUACCGCAACAGCGGCGCCCUCCCGAACAUGUCGUCGUCGGCGACGUCGUCCUCGCCGUCGUCCUCCUCCUCGGGCCGGUCCAAAGAGAGCUCGGUCUCGGUCUCCCGCCUGCUCUCCCGCUCGGGGCCUCCCUCUUCCUCGCGACGCUCGCCUUCGCCUCGGAGCCGAAGACACCUCCGCUCGCCUUCCCCCCCGCGGCGGAGCAGUCGGAGACGAUCUCCAGGCCGACGUUCUCGUUCCCCAGGCCGGCAUUCUCGUUCCCCAGGCCGGCAUUCUCGUUCCCCAGGCCGGCGUUCUCGUUCUCCAGGCCGACACUCUCGUUCCCUGGGUCGGCGCUCUCUAAGUCGACACUCUGAAUCUUCAGUGGAACAGAACUUGCGGAUCACAGUUGGCAAUGACCGUUAUGGCAUUGAUACACCUGAGAGAAAGAGGUUAUCUGAUAGACUAGGCUCACCAGUUGAUAGUCUGAGUGAUGUGGACAGGGAUGACUUGGCUGAUGGUCCAAUAUUUAGCAGGCGUCUUCCACAUCCUCGAAGCCUUGAGCGUUAUCCCUCUCAUGAGGAAAAUUCUUCUAGUCCUUUUUGUAACAGACAUGAUAAGGACUAUCGAAGUAGGGAUGUUCUUGUCCACCAGCCGGACUAUGGCAUAAACUAUGACCAUCUGCAGGAUCAACCAAGAGAAACUGAUCAAGAUGGUGAACGGCUUAGAAAGUCUUUAUACACAUCAGAACAUAGAGGACGAGAGCCAAAGCGCCCUCGAUAUGAAAGAGAUGACAGAGUGCUUGAUGCAAGCAUAGAGCCUCAAGGGUUUUUGCCAGGAAUAAGAAACUACCGUAAACGAAGUUUUAGUAGAAGCCCAAGCCCAACAUACCUAGACAAGGAAUUUCGUGAGCUUGAAAAUGCUAGGAGAAGAAAGGAAAAGGAGGAACUGAACAGAAAUUUGACUCGAGAACUGCCUGGCAAUGACUACACAAUGUCUAGCUCAACUAAUCCUGUGCAGUCUUCUGAACCCCGUUACCUUUAUAGACCUGAUGAUGCACCCGCAAUGCCCAAAAAAUCUAUCUUAAAGAAACGUGUGGAAGAUCCUUCUGUGCAGCCUGAAGUCUUUCCUAACAGUUCUAUCAAAGAGCCCCCACUUUUUUCAAAUCCUCCUCUUUUGCCCCAGCGUAGCAGCAUUCCUGCAUUUUCACUGGAGGUGGAGAAUUUCCUCAAACGGUUCAACAAAAAUGCAGUUGCAGAGUUGACUGCUAAUAAGGAGUCCCAGGGAACUUUGCAUGAAUGGAAGCCAUACUCUGACCAACAGCAAAAAGCUACUCCUUUUGAACAAAACUCUGGGAAUUUUUUAACACAGAAAGAGCAUCAUGAGUCAACAUUGGAGCCUACUGACCGUCAGACUGACUUCUUGCUUCCUCAUGAAAGAGCCAGCCAGGAUGGCAGUGGUUUUUCACGCAUUUUGGGGAUGAUGGCAGAUUCUACUAGUACUCAAGAAAAGAGAAGGCGAAGCUUCCCUGAUUACAUUGAGGAUGAGGAAAAAUUUCUUUAUGGUGGUGAUGAUGAUGAUAAUAAUGAUAAUGAUGAUGACUCUCCCUGUACUCAAAAGCCAACACCGAUUGAUGGGAAAGAACCUGUACAGCAGAAAGUAAGUUCUCCACCUCCUCCUAGUCCACAUGUUAAACCAGCCACUUCAGAAAAAUCUUGGCCACAGUAUGAGAAGAUCCAUGACCUGCUCAAAACUAUUGGUCUUGAUAUUGGAGUUUCUGAAAUUGGUAAGCUUGCUGCUCGCACUCAGGAACGACUCCAUGGGAAAAAAACAUCUCAGUCUCCUGAUCGCCAUUCAGUAGGUUCUCAUAAGCCAGAAUUUCUGGAAAGACGGCGCAGUAGAAGCAAUACUCAUUCUCCAGAGUCAAAUCGGAAGCGAUCCCUCUCCCCUUCUGGCUCCUUCCUAUCAUCUAAAGAUAUGUCUUCUGUUUCAGCAUCUGAUCACAAUAAUAAUAAAGGACAAGAUAAUCCUGCUGGCACAUUGGAGCGGUCUGUUCCCCCAAUAUCUAUAAUCCCAUCAGCACCACCUUCUCUCCCUAAUUUGUCUCCUCCUACCUCUGUUUCGCAGUAUGGUGUUUCACAUUUUCCAUCAUUCAGUGCAACUCAGGUACCUCAAAACUAUCCGUCUCCCACAAUACCCCCUCCUGGCUAUGAUGCCUAUGGACGCUAUAUGGCUUAUGCAACUUCUGGCUGGCCCAUGUAUGCUCAGCAGUCCGACCCUGCACUUUCUGACAUGCAUGGGCUUGUCACGCUGACAGUGCCACCAAAUCCUACGCGACCCAACCUCAGGGUUAUUGAAACGGUUUCCACAAGCAAAGGGACUCCUGAUGUCAAGAGAGAUGAGUCUGUUCUUGUGCAAAUCCCUACAGCCACUUCUUACCACAAAAUGCUCCCUCAGUACUCUCAGCCUUCUUUCGAAAUUGUCAAGGAAAGAAUAUCUGAUGAAAGAAAUCGGGCUUCCCAGAAGCAAAAAGUAAUAGAGGAAAGAGAGAAGUUGAAGGCAGAACAAGAAGCACGUCAAAAGAAGCUGCAUUAUCUGAAGACUGAGUUAAAUAGACUCUCAAAACAGCAAGGGGAGAUGCUGCGGAAGAAACGAAGGGAGAAGGAUGGACACAAAGACCCCUUGCUAGUGGAAGUGAAUAGACUACAAGAAAACCUCAUGAAGGAGAUUGCUCAACUGAAGAUGAGUGCUGAAGCUGCAGAAAAGAAACAAUCUGAGCUUGACAAGGUAGCUCAGAUCCUGGGGAUUAAUAUUUUUGAGAAACCCCGGAAGCUAUCUUCAGAAAAUAAAGACCCCUCAGAAAAAAACAAGCCAGAAAAUGCAAAAACCCAGGAGAGAACGUCUGGCUCAAUCAAGGAAUCAAAAACUCCUAUUGACAAGUCCAAGGCUAAGAGCCCAAAACCUGCAGAUUCAUCUUCACAGUCAUCAAAACAACAUAUCCAGGGGACCAAUAUUUAUGACUAUUAUGACACAGGGAAUCAUUGGUGUAAGGACUGCAACACCAUCUGUGGGACUAUGUUUGAUUUCUUCACACAUAUGCAUAAUAAGAAGCAUAGGCAGACCCUGGAUCCAUACAACAGACCUUGGGCUUCAAAAACUGAAAAUGAAACAAAGCAGGAAAUCACAAAGCGCAUUGACAAAAUACCUGUUCCUGCCAAAGGUUCUGAAUUUUUAAUUCCAAUCACUGGAUAUUACUGUCAGCUCUGCCACGAAUUUUUUGGAGACCAGAUAUCAGCAGAACAACAUGUGAAAAGUCAUCCACAUAAUGAGAAAUAUAAGAAAUAUAUUGAUGAGAAUCCAUUCUAUGAAGAAAGAAGGAACCUGGACCGUCAAGCGGGUUUGUCUGUGAUUCAAGAAACAGAACGUAGACUGAAACGGAAACAGUGUGAAAAGCAAAAAGAGGAGAAAGAUGAGAAGACAGUAAAAACAGCAAGGAAAGAGGAACCAAAUAAUACCAAAGAGCUGGGAGAUGGAGAUAAUGAAUAUGAUACUAAUAAAUUGAAAAAAGUUACUAGUGGCCAAAAAUGUGGAAUUAAACUUAGAUUGAAUAAGGAUGACAAAGAGGUUGAGAAGAAGGAAGAGAAAAAAGAGGACUCCCCACAGGAAUCAAGAUUGUCAUCUUUUGGAAAGUUCAGCUGGACAAAGACUGAGAGGGAUGAAAAAACCCAAGGUAAAGAUGUGGCUCUUUCUAAGGAAGAAAGUGCAGAGCAAUGUAAAGAUAAAGAAAGUAAGUCACAGUCUGGAAAACCAAAUUCAAAGCCCAUUGCAAUUAAGUUGUCUGGAAAAACUGUUAUCCCACACACUAGUCCCUGGACACCAGUUGUUUCAACUUCAUCACAUGCAAAAAUCAGACCCAAUUUGCCAGUCCCGACAAUGGUUCUUAGGAAAUCUGCAACUGCAACAGUAAGUAAGCCAGCACCUUUAAAUACUUUCUUGUCUAUAAAAUCUUCUGGUGCCACCACCAAACCACUUCCUGUUGUCAAAGAAGGUAAUCCAGAAAUUGUUCUGCCUCCAGAUAUUAUUUCAAAGGCAUUUGGGGGAGAAGUCGUUGUCUUAAAAGGGUCACAAGAGGAUGCAAAGACACCAGCAGAAGCAGAGGAACAUGAGCAGAAAAGUGUGACGAAGGCCAUAGAACAUGCAAAGGCUCUGGAACAUUCAAAGGCAUGUGUAGCAAAGGCACAGGAACAGGCAGCUGUUGUGGCAAAGGCACAAGAACUUGCAGCUAUGGCAACAGAACAGGUUGUAAGAAUGGCAAAGCUAAAAAAGCAGUCUUUAAUUUUUGAGAGACCACAGCAGCGUUCUCCUCUGCUACCAUUGCCACCAAGACCACCACUGACACUAACACAACAACAGCUACCUCUAGCAUUUUAUCCCCCUCUACCCCUGCUUCCACUAAAGCAAGCAGCUAUCUUGGCAGAUGAUAUGGCUCCUGGUGUGUCUGAAGAUGAUAAAAACAUACUGGCAAUGCCCAUGUGUCCCUAUCCUUUACCACCUCCAACUGUUUUUAGAGACCAUGCUAAAAAAAUAGAAAAAAAGAAUACUUCUCUGGCUGCAGGCAGUGCUCAAGAUCUAUAUGAUGUCUUCUACAACAGCAGUGUGAGGAGUCCAGCUGACAGCAAGCUUGUGAAUUCAUCAAGUUCAGAUAAAGGGAAAUUAAAUUCUGUUGAGAUAGAAAAAAGUAUAGACCUGCUGGCAGAUUCCAAACCAAGAAACAAUGCUUUGGGACAACAGUCCUUACAGAAUGUAUGCAACUCUCCCAGUGUUAACAAAAUACCUUUAGAUGAAGAGACAUCAGAAACAGAGAAAGUAGAAACAGAGAAAAUUUUAGCAGUCUCUGAAGAAAGUACUGAACUCAAAGCUAGUGCUGAUGGCACAUCAGACAAAAUCUCUUCAGGGAAUAGGGAAGGUUUAGAAUCUAACAGUUUCCCAACAAGUGACUCUGUUUCCUUUCAUGAGAAGAUAGAAAUGGGAACUCUCGCUCUAAUUGAAUCUAGCAAGAAUUCACUACAUCCUGGAAAAGCAGAAUUAGUCACACAGUUGUCAGAAAGUAAUACUCCUGUUUUGGAAAGUGAUAGCCAAAAGCCAUCAAAGCUUGAGCAAGUGGUGUCUGGAUGUUCUGAUGAUAACAAGUUGGCUAUGCAGUUGUCAGAAGACAUCAUUGCACCUUUAGAAGAUAUUAGUAUGAAGCCAUUAAAAUGUGAGACAUCAGAAGUAGUCAUGCAGUUCUCAGAAAGCAGUGUUUCUCCUUUGAAAAGUGAUAGCAAGUCAGCAUCAGAUCUUGAGACAGCUGAGUUUAAAUGUCCUGAUGAUAACAAGUUAGCCUUACAGUUGCUAGAAGACAGUGUUGAACCUGUGGAAAAUGUUAGCAUGAAACCAGUGAAAUAUGAGACAUCAGAAAUAGUCACACACUUUUCAGAAUGUAAUGCUUUGGAAGUUGAUAACAAGAAUUCAUUACAGUUUGAGAUUGCACCGUUUAAAAGUUGUGAUGACAAGAAGUUAGCUAUACAGUUGUCAGAAGACAUUGCACCAGUAGAAGAUGAUGUUAGCAUGAGGUCAUUCAAAUGUGAGACAUCAGAAAUAAUUGUGCAAUUUUCAGAAAGCAAUGCUCCAUUGGAAUCUGAUAACAAGAAGGUGUCAGAGCUUGAGACAGAAAAGUUUAAAUGUCUUGAUGAUAAAGCGUUAAGAAUACAAUUGUUAGAACACACUGUUUUUCCUUUAGAAGAUGUUAGCAAGAAGCCACCAAAGCCUGAGACAGCAGAAUUGACAGUGCUAUUGCCAGAUAGUGGGACUGCUUUUCUGGAAGACCUUCACAAGAAUCCAUUGGAACAUGAGCCAGUAGAAUUUAAAUCUUCUAUAGAUAAGUUUGCCUUGCCAUUGUCAGAAGAUAGCAUUGCUCCUUUAGAAGAUGUUAUCAUGAGGCCAUCAGAGCUUGAGACAGAGGUUGAUUCUCCUGAUGAUAAAAAAUUAGCAGUGCAUUUGCCAGAAAAGGAGAUUGAUUUUAGUAAGAAACAUAUAAUGAGAUAUGUCGAUGUAACAAAUGGUAAAGACGUUGAUGAGAAGCUGCUAGAACAGCAGAAUGUGGGGGUUUGUGAUAACUCCAACUUAGAAAAGACUAAGAGUGAUUUGGAGAUGAAAGCACAUGUGACAUGUUCAGGUGAGACAGAUUUAGGAAGAGGACAUCUAGAAUUAGCAGAACAUCAGUUUGCACUGAGUCAGGGAGACAAUUCAUUAUUUGAACAGCAAAUUGAGACUAAGAAAGAAAGAUCUGUUACAACAGAAGAUAAGCAAACUGCUGGAGCCUCUGACUUGAUAGCUUCUACUUGGGUUUCAGAUACAUGUUUGCAGACUCAACUGACAUUGGGCCCUGUAGAUUCAUUUUCAAAAGUGAGUGAAGAAGACCGUCAAAUAGUAGUAACAGAUCAGAGUUCUUCUAAAGAACCUUUACUUAAUCUAAAAGUAGACGCUCUCAGAUUUGAUCAGCUUGAGUCAGUAAUAGCCAAGGAUGAAAUGCCUCAAACUUCUGAGAUCCAGAUUUUAGAUCCAGAAUCUAAGCUUUUAAGUAAAGGUGACCCAGUCUCUUUCCAUAAUAACAGUGAACAAGAAUUAUUGGUUAGUUCUCAACCAAAGGAUUGUGAAGCGUUUAAUGUUGUUAAUGUUCCAGAAUCAGGAGAGACACCGAAUGAAUGCGCUACUAAUGUAACAUUGAUAAGCAGCACACUAGGAAAAGAUGAAGAGAUAAAUCAGCAGCCAUUAAAUUGUGAAGGCAAGAGUCUGCAAAGAGAGGAAGCUUUGGGGAGUAUUUCUCCUACAAAUGAUGUUGACUGUAGUUCCAGUGUAGAAUUAAUGUUUAUAAAAAAUGACAUGCUUGAAACGUCAAGAUCUGAUAUGGAAUUAAAUGACAACGAGGAGACAGGUGUAACAGAAACAGAAAAUGCUAGUUUUCCCAGUGUUCAUUCAGAAAUGGUCCAAGAACCAUUAGAUAUACUUUCAACAGAAAUUGGUGUUGAGCAUCUUGGAGGUGACACUCUUACCUUCACAGACAUUAACACUGGAGUCUUACAUACACCAGCAGUUGGUGACUUUGACUUGAAUACCACUUACUCAGAACUUAACUUUCAUCAGUCUGCAACUCUUACUCUGAAUUUAAAUAUAGAAAAUGAGAGAGAGUCUCCAAAAUCUGAUGAAACUAAGCCUGCUGAUUCUCCCAGAAUGAAAACUGGUCUGGAAUUAGAAUCCAUCAAUUUCAGUCUGGGGGAUAUUGAAAUGGAACGUGAACAGUUGGGGAUCUUACCAUCUGGAAUUCUAAAUGAGGAUAUUAUAGAUAGCCCAAAGUUAGAAACUGUUAUACCCAUUUCUUUGGAAACUAGCAAAACUACUGAGCUGGGCAUUGACCAACCAGCAGUUCAAUCAGAAAUGAUUGAUUUUGCUACAUUAACUUCUGAAGAGGAAGAGUACAAGUUUUGUUCUUUGGUUUCUGAUGUAACUGCCCCACAUGUGCCAUCUUCAUCAAAUGGUGACACUGCUGAACCAAAUACAUCACUUGUUGAAAUGCAGGACAAACCUACAGUUUCGAAAGUGCUGCAAAAGGAUGUUGGCAAAUGUGGCACUUCUGAUAUACUGUCAUUGCGUUGUGGUGGAAAAAAUGUGCAAAAGCAAGUGCCCAUGAUCCUUCCAGAUCUAAAGAUAGCAACUGUAGAAGUGGGGGGCUCGGGUGAUGCUGAAUUGUACAACGCCAAGAAUGAGAUACAGAUAUCAGGAAGAGAGCUACUUAAGACAGAAGAAGAAAAUAAUGAUAUUCGAUGUGAGGUUGACAGUAAGUUGACUUCAGAAGUUACUGACAGUUCAUCAACAGAGCACCUGCAGCUGACCAGCUCAGAAGGAACAGAAGAUCUGAACUUUACUCUCGGGAUGGGAUUCACUUCAUGUAACCAGACUUUACAAACCUGAAUGAUUCCCCUGAGCAGCAAAAUACUGUUGUGUGAAGGCUUUCGCUUAUACAGCCAGUCAAGAUAUGCAUUAAAUAUUGCAUGCAUUUAUCUAAAGGUUUUUAUCUGUACAUUUAAAAUAAAUGACCAUUAUGAUCUACAACAUGGACAGUUUUUUUAAUUCUCUGCAUAUAUGUAAAUAAAACUUUCAUAAUUCUCUAAUUAUUUAAGUGAAGCCAGAUCCCUUGGUUUUGUGUAUAAAGGUUCUGAUACAUUUCUUAUCCAAGCAACAUUGGGAGCAAAAUGAAACUUGGAAUUUGUAGCAGUGGAAGAAAAAUGUUACUUAAAUAUUUAACACCAUGGUCCCUUUUUCUGGCUACAUUACCCACUAGGGCCAGAUUAACCCCUCAAAUUGAAACAAAACAAAACAGGGCACACUUAGUUUUAGAAGGGAAUUGUGUUCUCUAGAGACAAAAGUUCUCUCUCUUUUUUUACAGUAACUUGAAAUAAACCCAACAAAGGGAUUGAUGAAAAAAAUCACCAGAGUGGUCCUGGGUGCCAUAAAAACAGAUCAAAUCCUCAGGGCAUAUUAUUUCCAUCUCCAAUUUGUGACUGAAGUCCUUUCCAGGUGGUUUUGUUCACGACGGGAAGAUACAGUGGUUUGAGGACCUGAUGACAUUCUACAAUUUAGCGAUUCGCCUCUGGAGUUGUUCUCAACUCUGAAUACUUUGGUGAUAUUGCAACUCCAAGGGCCAGAGUUGGAGAAAAGGGAUCUUGACUGCAAGUUUCUGUACUGAUGUGACUGCCCUCUCACUCCCCCCCUCCCAUGCCAGUUUGUCUGCCAUCUGGAAUGUUAACUGCUAGAAAACUUUUUGGAUGGUUCUCCUUGUUGCUGUUUGUGAGUAGUAGCACAUGCAUCCCAUCUAUUGCCAGUUUGGAAAUAUUACCAUUAAGCAUUUAAAAAAUAAAGUGUGUUUGCAUCUCUCUCUCCCCUGCUAUCAUUCUAGUGGGAUCAUUCCUCUGGCUUUUAAAAAAGAAUAGAUCCUGCAAAGCACAAGCAGGGCUACCCCUUCUACUUUACAAGGGGGUGAUGAAACGUUCUUGGCCUGACCAAAAAGGGAAUGACCAAGAGCCAUGAAACUUGGUCACAUGUUCAACCCAAAGUUUGACACACUUGGUACAUCAUCAGUUUUUUUAACCUGUCUGGGAAAAAAAAAUCUGAUAUCUGUUCACUGAAAUACUGCUCUGUUUCUGGUAGUACCUCUGAAUCACUGGAAAAUUUCUUUCCUCUCAAACUCUUUUAAAGGUUUGGAAGCAGGAAAUAAGAUGAAGCAAGAAUUGGUGAGUAGGGUGGAUAGUCUAUGAACUCAAACCCCAGAUUCUUCAAAGCAUCCACUGUCUUGCCAACCCUGUGAACAGGAAUGUCCUGCAAGAAGAGAACACCUCUCCACAGCUUCUCUUGCCAUUUUUCUUUCAAUGCCUCCUUUAAUUGACACAGCAAGUUAGAAUAGUAGUCUGCAUUAAUUGUUUGCUCCUUCUGAUAACAGUAAUCAAAAUACCUUUUUUAUCCCCAAAAACUGUUAACAUGACCUUUCCUACUAAUUUUUCAUUCUUGAAUGUCUGGCUGUGGAGAAUCCAAGUGCUGCCACUACAUGGAUUUGGUCACUGGAUAAUAGUGGUCACUGGUUUGGUCACUGGAUAAUAGUGAUGUAACAAUGUUUCGUUAACAGUGAUGAGUCUUUCAAAAAAACAAUUCACUAGAUUACUCAAAAUGCUGCAGAAUCAACUUCAAGGUAUCCACUUGAUUUUCAAACAUUUCAGCAUCCAUUUGGCUGACAGCUUUUGCACCAACAGCUGCUCUUGAGUUAUAAACCCAAAAUGUUCCCAGGCUAUCUCUAGUGUCUCAGCAAUUGUUUCACAUUCGCCGAUCUGCCAAAAUCAGGUUAUGAACGCACUCAAUAAUUUCAGGAGUUGACACCGUUGAAGGCUUCCCAAGCCUUGUAUCUCCAGCCUCAAAAUGAUGCUGAAAGUUGCCACACCUGUUCUUUGCCUCAUACACUUGCUUGCCUCAUACACUCAUGGAUUUCCAUUUUUCUCUUUAGGAACAGAAACUUUAUGAUGGCCCUCAGUUCCACACUUGAAAAUUCCAUUCUUUUUGUUGACACAGUUCUAUCAAUGAUCUGAAAAAAUUCAGAAAAUAUUGCUACCAUCCUGCAAUUUAGCAGUUUACAAUACAGAGAACACUCUUUCAAGCUAUAGGGACAAAAUUACACUCAGAUUUUGAGAAGGUUGGGCUGAGAACAUUUCAGCACCUCCUUGUAUAGUACAUUGUGGACCUGGAAUUUCAGUGAUGUGGAGCAGUGUGUUCUAGUUUGUUGGCGUCUGUGGCCACUCUGAUAUACAGAGGGCUCGUUCUCAGUAGAGUUUAAAAGCAAAUUGCUGAACAGGUUAUAUAUCCAUCGUUCCCACUUGAAAUUGGUUCUGAUCCUACUGUGCUUGGUUUCAACGGAAGUUAAGCGAGGCAAACACAAAAGAGCUGCUCUUUUCUGACACUAGUUUUUGGGUGGUUCUUUCGAAAAGACCCAAAUCCAGCAAGUGGGAACGAUGGGGUCAGAUUCUCAUCCGGGAGCUGCACCAGCUCUUGCCAGCUUCUCUCAGCCAGCCUUGGUGCUUUGGUGCUGUUUUUGAGGGCACAGCCAUGGGCCACCAUCUUGGGUGGCUCCUCUCCUGCGGCGCUCUCUUUCAGCUCAGCCAAGGCUGGCAGGCGGGGCAGUCCUUCAUACCUUCCUCCCCUUGGCAAGGAGGGAAUUGAGAGGCUUUCCUCCUUGGAGAGAGCCAAGGCAAGCUGGGAGCCUCACCAGAGUCCUUGGAACGAGGCUUCACCUUCUCCCCUUCCUCUGCUUUUCCUAGCUUGGCUAUGGAAACCCACUGAGUGCCCCUGGGCAAGUCACUCUCUCUCAGUUGGAAGGUUGAGGAGUGCUCUGGCCAGGCUCUCUUCUUCCUCUCCCCCGCUCCCUCAAGUGUGAACGACAAAGGGGAGUAAACGGCCCCAGAAAGAUUUGAUCACAAAAUAACCUUUUCCACACCGGCUUAUUUUGUAGUGGGAAUGAGACCAGAGUAUCAGCACCUCCAGUAUGCCUUUAUCUUUUUUUAGGAUUGCUCAUUUUGUUGUCCAUUAUUUAGUUGAAAAGUCAGCACUUGCAUAUCAGAUAAAUCAGUUGAAUCAAAUACAGCUUGUUAUUAGAUAUACCAGGCAAUAUUAGAAUGAAAGAAAAGUCUCUUAAAUCGCUGCGUAAAAGAUGAUUAAGGGGCUGUUCAGAGUGGCAGUUUGGGCCAGCUUGGGGUGGAGUCAGGGCAUAGCAUCUACACGACGCAUGGCCCAGCUCCACCCAAGAGCGUGUGACGCACCGCGUGGCGUGAAGCAUCAUGGUGCUCCUCUUGCGCUGUGUACAUACAAUACAGUCCUCAAGAAGCGCAGCCAAGCCAUGGUAACGUGGCUGUUGCACCCUUUGCAGGGUGCAAAAAGGAGGCGCAAAGACCAGAUUGGGGCAGCGGUGUGUGGUUGCUGCAACCCCAAUCUGGCUGAAACAAGAAUGGCUUCAUGCUGCUCCUUCGGGGCUGUUUGUACAGCCCCUAACUCACUUUUCUAAUAGUUUGAUACUAAGGCAGGUAGCUUGGCAUUGAGGUGCGCUUCUGCUACUCAAAGUAUCUAGUCAUCCAGAAAUCAUCCAGGAAUUAGCCCAUCUGUGUAGUCAUAGUUACUGUUUUGUCCAUUGCAACUAACAGUAGUUAAAAAUGGGAAGAUAUGAAUCCAGAGAUGAGAAUGGGGGAGGAGUUGGCUCACCUGCUUUUGCAACAGAAAAAAAUCUGUUGCAGAUUUGCUGUGUGAUGUUCUCUUAAAAGAGUUUUUCCAUUUUUCUCCUGCUCUGCCUAACAUGGAAAAAGCAACCUCAUCAGGUUCUUUCUUCAUUUUUUCAUCUUGAUUGUCUGGAAAACUUUGAUCUAUUUAAUUUUUCUCUCUCAAGUUGCUUUUUGUAAAAUCCAAUAACAGGGUAAUCUUUAUGCAUUCCAGGCUACGUUUUGUCCUGUUGACUGCUAUGUUGCAUUUGUCUAAGUCUGAUAUGUAUGUAGUGAGGAGGAAAACAAAGAAAUAGGUACCAUAUAUAUUGGGAGCCAAUAUAUGUUGGAAGUUCAUUUUAGAAAAGCCAGUAGAAAGCUGUUUGUGUCAGGAGCCCCCCAGAAGAUGGUAAGGCAAAAAGAGAAGCAUCCUAGCUUCAUAUAGAAUGCAAAAUGCACUGCUGCUGCUUUUUUUAAUUAAUAGUAGCACUGUGCAAUUGUAUUAGUAUACCAUGUUAAUUAUAUUAAUAUAAUUGUUAUAGUGUAACAAUUAUAUCCGAUGAUCUCAAAGUAGCUAUCACUCUAUAGAAAACAAUUAAAAUUGUAAAUUAUAAAUAAAAUAAUAGAUGACGAAUGACGAUAGAUGAGAAAUGAAAUAGUACAAACUGCAGUCUAAGAAAAAUCAAAUAUAUCUUCUUCCUCUGAAAGCUUGUUCGAAUAAAUAUGUAUAGAAUUAUAGGAGACAACGAGUCCUGUAACCAGAGUGCCACCACAAACAACCUUGCCACAUGUGGUUAGACCUGCAAACCACAUUAUUCUGGGGCACCAUAAACAGAGUCUCAGAUUACAUCUAAUUUGAGCACUCACAUUUUAUUCCUGAGAAUUCUUCCUUACACCUAGUUCACUUUCAUUGCAGUACUUUUGAUGUUUCCUGAGAUUGUUAGAACUGAUGGAAUCUAUCUUGAUUCAGGUUAGUGUUGCUUUCUAUAAUUUGUAUGAUUUGGAGGCUGAAUUGGAGGCUUCCUUUCCACCCUUACGAUUUUGCUUAGUGACCACCCACUAGAGUUGAGUGUUUCAGAAACAAUAUUUUAGCUGUGUAGCCUGUUACAAGGAUGUGAGACCAUCAUUGAAAUGUGUUGAUCGUUUUUUUAAAAAAAAACAACAAAAACCAAGCACAUUAAAAUUAUUAUUACACAA